Molecule: messenger RNA, 993 nt
Organism: Penicillium soppii
Lineage: Eukaryota; Fungi; Ascomycota; Eurotiomycetes; Eurotiales; Aspergillaceae
Exons: 3
Coding region: 1-993 (330 amino acids)
Source: RefSeq, a predicted model, not a curated record
AUGCUCUACGCAGUUCAAUGGGCUCAGCAAACAGGGCAGACGCAGCAGACCAUCGUGGCUCGAGAGCUCUUCACCGCUUGGUUUGGUAUUAAAUUUGACGGCACUGGAGCGCUCCUUGCAGAGAGUAAUACUGCUUGGACUGUUGUCACAGAGCACAUCACUCGUCUCCAAUCUCUCAUUACGAAUGGCGGAGCGUACCAGGCUUGGACAUCUCCAGCAAAUCUCUUCUGUGGUGAUUUUGGAGAGCCAUUUGGAUGGGACACUCCAAUGAUUGAUAGCGCUGGGCAGCUAUUGAAAUCCCGCGCGACAGUGAAAGAUAUGUAUCACGACUGGGCGAGCUACAUAGGAGGUUCACAGGUACCAUACUACGUUCCAUCGUUGAACAACUACUAUCUUCUAUCCCCCACGACUUUCAGUGCGGAUGCUAUGUGUUCCGAUACCAGUGGUUUGCAAGGGCUUAACUCCUUUGGCAAUUCUGCGGACCUGAAAAGUCUAACAUUCGAUGGCUUAAACUAUCCCGUUUAUCGAGAGGCACUCUCGGAUUUUGUUUUGAUUUGCCCCAAUAGGUUGGGGGACAGCACGGCCGAUGCCACCUCGGCUGGUAAUAUCCGGCUGAGUGAUAUUGGAAUUCUUACCGUAGCCGAGGAUUUGAUCGACAGGCCACAACUAUCGUUUGUCAAGCCUAUGUGCACUGUGAUGCUUCAUGAAAUCUUGCACAUGGUGACCAGGUGGGAUGUGACCACAGCCGGCACGAUAAGCGGACAAAAUAUGAUUGUUGAUCAUAGUUACGAUAUGACGGACUGUCUAAGUAUGGCGCUCAGUCCCUGGAUAGUCACCCAAGAUGGAAGUACUGUGACAAAGUACGCUUAUCAGAAUACGGAAAAUUAUGUCCAUUUUGCUUUGGCUUGGUGGUACUAUAACUCCCAAACCGUGGGAACCGACACGCCGGCCACGUUUUAUGCUGGUUUCCUUCAAAAGUGGGACCAUUCUUAA